Pestalotiopsis fici W106-1 is the source of this 2130-nucleotide messenger RNA. RefSeq lists its product as uncharacterized. The transcript has a single exon. The record is from RefSeq and is a predicted model, not a curated record. Bases 1 to 2130 code for a protein of 709 amino acids. NCBI's taxonomy places the organism in Eukaryota, Fungi, Ascomycota, Sordariomycetes, Amphisphaeriales, Sporocadaceae.
AUGAAACAUUACACUCCCAACCUACUAAGCCUUUUGGCAGUUGCACCUAUAUCGCCCGUCUCUGCGUUUUGGCGUAUGACAUGUGGAGUGAUUCAGACCGGUCGCGUCGAUCCCAUAGUCAGUCCCGGCGCCGUUGCCGGACACGCACAUAAAGUCUCUGGGGCCAGCAACUUUUACUUCAACGAGACUUUUGCCUCCCUCGCCGCCUCACAAUGCACUUCGUGCGAGAUCCAAGCGGAUAAGUCCAUUUACUGGACGCCUCAGCUGUACUAUCAGCACGGCAAUGGUACCUUUCAAGAGGUCCCCAACGGGGGCCACGUUGUCUACUACCUUGGCCGGGGAGACCAGAGGAGCAACAUUGAGCCGUUUCCUCCAGGAUUCAAGAUGCUGUCCGGGGAUAGCGGUGCCAGGUCCAAUGACACGACUACCAUGACGUACAACACCAGCUCGGUCAGAGGGCGUCUCCAGUCUGAUCGCGUAAGCUUUGCUUGCCUGGACAGCUCUGGGUCAAUGCCUGAGCAGAAUUACAUGUUUCGCACGGACUGCAAUCAAGGCUUGCGAGCGCAGAUCCAGUUCCAAUCUUGUUGGGAUGGCCGCGACUAUCAAACGGACAACAGCCACGUAGCAUACCUAUCGCAAAUCGACAAUGGCGUCUGCCCUCCAACUCAUCCUCAUAUUUUACCCCACUUGUUCUUUGAGGUUCUGUAUGGGGUGAAUGAUAUCGUCAAGACCCCGGGCGGCAGAUUCGUUUUUGCCAAUGGCGAUACCACGGGAUUUGGCUUUCACGGAGACUUCAUGAACGGCUGGGACGCAACAACUCUCUCGGAUGCUGUCCAGCAAUGUGUUAAUAACGACAACAUCAACGGCCAGAUAUCCUUAUGCCCACCCCUGGCCAAGUCACAGACGCCUUAUGCGAGCACAAACUGCCCAGAGAGGCCGCCGCUGGUUAACGAGGCAGUCCACGGCUUGCUGGACAAGCUGCCAGGCUGCAAUAAUGUGACUAGCGGACCAGCGCGCGCUCCCCAAGGCAUCUGUCCUACGCAGCCGUCGACAAACGCUUUGCCCGCGGACUCGGGCGCCACCAUGUUUGAUCCGGCCGCGGGAGCUCGGCUUUUUGCUGGUUCGCCAUGGGCUUAUGUCGGCUGUGCCGCCGAGGGGAACCAGAGGACCUUGUCUGGCUACUCAUUCUCGGCUUCCAACAUGACCAUUGACUAUUGCACGGCCACCUGCAAAAGCAAGGGUUACCCUCUCGCAGGUGUCGAGUACUCCAAAGAGUGCUACUGCGCCGCCUCACUUACGAGCGGCGCAUCCUAUACGGACAGCGCCACUUGUGCCUCGACGGCCAAGAUGGUAUGCGCGGGUAACGCAACGCAGUGGUGCGGCGCACCUUCAUUACUCACCGUCUGGAACGACACGUCCUUUUCCAUCCCGUCGUCUUCGGGAUCAGGCUCGGGCGGCGGUUCCGCCUUGGGUCCUGCCAACGGAACGGCCGUCUACAAUGGGUGCUACGCCGAAGUAAGCGGGCGGCUUCUGAACAAGGACUCGUACGCCAACAGCACCGUCACGGUGGACCAGUGCAUUUCCUACUGCCAGGCCAACAAUUACGCCUUUGCGGGCCUCGAGUACGCGGGCGAGUGCUACUGCGGAAACACGCCGCCGCCCUCGGCCCAGGCCGCGCCCGAGUCGAGCUGUAAUAUGCCGUGCAAGGGCAACGUAGCGCAAAUGUGCGGCGGCUCCAGCCGCUUGUCAGUCUAUAACAAUACGCUGUACGCGCCGACGUCGAAUCCGGCAACGGUUCAGGUCGGCGGCAGGGCUGCAUACAACUAUGCGGGUUGUUAUGCCGAGGGCGCGUCGGGCCGGGCGCUCGGCGGGAGCGGCAGUACGAGCGCGAACACGGCCAACAACCAGAUGAGCGUGGAGAACUGCGCGUCCUUCUGCUCCGGUGCCGGGUUCCAGUACAUGGGCGUCGAAUACGGACGUGAGUGCUACUGCAACAACGGCGGGCCGAUCAAUGGCGCGGCGGUGGCAGCCAGCGAGGCAGAUUGUUCCAUGACGUGCCAGGGGAACAUCACGGAGUGGUGCGGAGGCCGAUCGAGAAUUAAUAUUUACAAGAGCGUGUCGCUGGCGUAA